AAAAUGCCUUUUCCCACUCCCAAAGUGGAUGAAAAUUACAAACAAACCCUAAUCCCUCCCUCCCACUUUCUAAAACCCUAAAAGCCCUCUAACCCCCUGCAAGCACUCCUGCUUUUGCUUCUACUUCCCGCGCGCGCUAUGUUCCGCUCAAACUUCUCUUUUCGACUUCCCCUAACAAAUGCCCAGUGAUGCAGAAGCUGUUCCGCCGAACCGCUUCUUCUGGUCCUAUUCUUUUCACUUCUGGUAAGCCCCCACUGUCCCUGCACUCUUUACCACUUCCGCCGCGGCAACUCGCAAUGCCGGCCACUGCUACCGCGUUUCACGGCGGCGGCCUCUCCAACCUCGCCUCCUCUUGGUCCACGAGAAAAUCGAUUUCCGUUGCCGCCGCUUUCGGAGGGGGAAACUGCCGCAUCUGCCGGUGCUCGAUUGAAGGAGGCGCCGGCGUCAGACGAGCCUGGGGCCGGGCUCGGGGGGCGUGGUUCCGUGCGGGUUCGGAGGAUGGGUUUUCGGUAAAGAUUGUGGAGAAGGGUUCGGGUGGUUGCAGUGUUGAAGAUGAGGAAGAUGGGGAGAAGGGUUCGGACGAGAAGCCGUUGAGAUUGCAGAGGAGGCAGAGGGGUUCAUCGUCGUUAAACAGUGGGGCUGUGGCUGCAAAUGUUGAUCUCUUGACGAUUCCUGGCGUUGGUCCUAGGAAUUUGAGGAAGCUUGUGGACAAAGGUAUUGGUGGAGUUGCUGAGCUCAAACAACUCUAUAAAGAUAAGUUUUUUGGGGAAUCCAGUCAGAAGAUGGUGGAGUUUUUGCGGAGUUCUGUAGGAAUCAUUCACAGAAAUCAUGCUGAGAGUAUAACUACUUUCAUCAAAGAAAGUGUUGAUGAAGAAUUAAAGGACAAUUCCGACUCUGAUGCAAAGCCUACCCAGAAGAAACGACUCACCUUCUGUGUUGAAGGAAAUAUCAGUGUUGGGAAGACGACUUUCCUUCAAAGAAUAGCUAAUGAAACACUUGAGCUGCGUGAUCUUGUUGAGAUUGUUCCUGAACCUAUUAACAAGUGGCAGGAUGUUGGACCUGAUCACUUUAAUAUAUUGGAUGCAUUUUAUGCUGAGCCACAACGGUAUGCCUAUACCUUUCAGAAUUACGUGUUUGUUACCAGAGUUAUGCAGGAGAGAGAGUCAUCUGGUGGAGUUAAGCCUCUGAGGUUGAUGGAGAGGAGUGUUUUCAGUGACAGGAUGGUAUUUGUACGAGCUGUUCAUGAAGCAAACUGGAUGAAUGAGAUGGAGAUCAGCAUUUAUGACUCAUGGUUUGAUCCCGUAGUUUCAUGCUUGCCUGGGCUGAUUCCUGAUGGCUUCAUCUAUCUUAGAGCAACCCCUGAUACCUGCCACAAGAGGAUGAAGCUACGCAAGAGAAAUGAGGAAGGGGGAGUCUCCCUAGAGUAUCUACGUGAUUUGCAUGAAAAGCAUGAGAGCUGGCUUUUCCCAUUCCAAAGUGGAAAUCAUGGGGUAUUGUCUGUCAAUCAGCUACCUUUUGGCAUCGAUAGCUCUUUACAUCCUGAUAUAAGAGAUCGCGUGUUCUAUUUGGAGGGUGAUCAUAUGCAUUCAAGUAUUCAAAAGGUUCCUGCUUUGGUCCUUGACUGUGAGCCAAACAUUGAUUUCAGCAAAGACAUCGAAGCAAAGCAACAGUAUGCUCGCCAAGUCGCAGAAUUUUUUGAAUUUGUGAAGAAAAAGAAAGAAGUUCCAUCUCUGAAAGCCAGUGAAGAAGCAGCAGCAAAGAGUAGCCAAGCGCAUGUAUUGCUGCCCCACAAAGGUGGACUGUGGGUACCAGAUGGGAAGCAUUUUCCAGAAUCAGCCCUCAAAUCUUUGGAUUUCAGACGAGCCAUGUCAUUUCUUUCUGGUUAGCUCUCCCAGAUUCAUGUUGGAGAGGUAUCUGUCUUUGUCUCUGGGAGCAAUGGCAAUGGCAAUGGCAAUGGCAAUGUGUUUAUUUCCUAUGUGCAUGUAAAAUUGUUUUUAACCCGGUCACCGUGGAGAUGUAGAGUAGGUUGUAUGCUCUUAAAACACUUUGGAUGCUUUUGUGUUUAGUUGUUGAAUCUUGAUUUGCAAAGGCAGUUUCCUCUCUUCAUUUGAUCGCCUUAA
This is a messenger RNA of Vitis riparia (riverbank grape), 2120 nucleotides long. RefSeq lists its product as uncharacterized. The record is from RefSeq and is a predicted model, not a curated record. Gene Ontology annotation, molecular function: deoxynucleoside kinase activity. NCBI's taxonomy places the organism in Eukaryota, Viridiplantae, Streptophyta, Magnoliopsida, Vitales, Vitaceae. Gene Ontology annotation, cellular component: cytoplasm. The transcript has 5 exons. Bases 189 to 1886 code for a protein of 565 amino acids.